AUGCGUUGCUUCAGUCGCCAAAUUCCCGAACUUAGCAUCCCUUAUUUCGAGGGCUCGCGAAGGAUCAAGGGCCUUCCGCUAUAUCCUUUCGAAAUAUACGGCAACGAAGAGGCUCGAGAACUAGUUAGAAAUGAACUAAUAGCAAGAGGACAGCGGUGGUGUCAACUUCUGUCAGACAAAUCGAGUUAUUGGAUGCACGAAGGGCUCUAUAUCCAGUACGUGCAAGUCGACGGUUACUUCGCUGGUCGUUAUGAGUCUUCCCGUAUAGGACAUCGUUCCGGACGUUUAAUUAUCGAUUCAGGAAAAGAACUACCAGUAUGGUUAACGUUCUCUACAGAAACGGUAGAGUCGAAGAACCAAGUCUCCGACCAACAAGCUUUGUUUUGUCCUAAUGAGGUCAUAUGCUUCGAUCCUCAAAAUCUUAAGUAUGAAGUGGUGGCACUGUCUGAUCUAUAUCCGAUCCAAUGGAACAAAUUGGCAUUCGGACAACUAGUUCUUGAUGACAAGAAGAAAACCAUCAUUCGAAGUCUGCUUCAAAAGCAUUCUGAGGAGUUUCCAGCGGGUCUUGUGAUCGUUCUUCAUGGGCCCCCAGGAGUUGGCAAGACGCUGACAGCAGAGAGCGUGGCUGAAUUUACGGAGAAGCCGUUGAUUGUACUCCGGGUCAGCAGUCUCCUGACAGACGGGGGCGACUUUUCGGGUUCUAUUUCGGAAUUCCUAGGCUAUGCGGAUAGGCUAGGAGCUAUUAUUCUGCUAGAUGAGGCAGAUGCGAUCUUGGAAUCAAGAUCUUACGAGGACAUCAAGAGAAAUGGCAUGGUUUCUGGCACGUUCUACUCUGAAGUCUUCCUCAACAGACGGCAAAUCCGUAAUGCUAUGAAAUUGGCACAAUCCCUGGCAAUACAAGAAAGUAGAGAAAUGAAUGGCGAGAGGCCCCGAGAUCCCAUCAUGAUGGCUCCUCUGAACGCAGCUCAUGUUCGACAAGCCGUGCAAGUGACGCAGGGUCUUCCGCAUUACUUUAGCAGGCCAAAGAAGGACGAAGAGAAACUACUGGGGAGGUGA
Messenger RNA from Venustampulla echinocandica, 1056 nucleotides. RefSeq lists its product as uncharacterized. Gene Ontology annotation, molecular function: ATP hydrolysis activity; ATP binding. Bases 1 to 1056 code for a protein of 351 amino acids. The record is from RefSeq and is a predicted model, not a curated record. The transcript has 6 exons. Lineage: Eukaryota; Fungi; Ascomycota; Leotiomycetes; Helotiales; Pleuroascaceae.